Neocloeon triangulifer is the source of this 1424-nucleotide messenger RNA. RefSeq lists its product as uncharacterized. Gene Ontology annotation, molecular function: pyridoxal phosphate binding; L-2-aminoadipate:2-oxoglutarate transaminase activity. Gene Ontology annotation, biological process: biosynthetic process. NCBI's taxonomy places the organism in Eukaryota, Metazoa, Arthropoda, Insecta, Ephemeroptera, Baetidae. Bases 127 to 1392 code for a protein of 421 amino acids. The transcript is spliced from 7 exons. The record is from RefSeq and is a predicted model, not a curated record.
CACUACACAAUGCGAUGCGGGCUGCUUGUUUGUCUUCAGCAGACGAUGAUGCCAAACAACGCCAGCUGAUAAGGCCUUUGAAGUGAGCGCAGAAUUCCGAGUUGUGCCGCAACCAAAUAAUACGCGAUGCCGUUUUCUGAGCAAAUUGACGACCCGCCCUUAAAGCACCUCUUCGACGUCAGCGUAGGUGAUGGUCUGGAGCAAGAAGGGGUCAUCCGGCUGACGGCUGGUGCUCCGGGGCCCUCCCUCUUGCACGCGUGCUCCGAGCUUUUCACCAAAGCUUGGAGUCACACUAUGGAAAAAUUUCAAGAUGUUAACGUCUUUCAAUAUGGAAUCGCUCCCGGAUCCUGGGAAUUCAGAGAGGUGCUUUCAAAGUUUUUGUCUGAAAGCUAUCAUGACAAAGUGAACAGAUCUGACUUGAUUCUGACUUGUGGAGCCACCCACGGAUUGCAGAUUAUUUUGAACACUUUGCUCACUCCGGGAGGAAUGAUUUUCGUAGAAAGUGCCACAUAUAUGAUAGCCCUGGACGUUUUCAAAGAAUUCCCAAAUUCAUCUGUUGAACCUAUUGAAAUGGAUGACAAUGGUUUGGAUGUCGGAGAUUUGGAGAAAAAACUGCAGAUGUGGCGAAAUGUCAAGAGUUGGAACACAAGCGAAGAGAAACCCUUUUGGGCGAUGCUUUACUGCAUCCCCGCAUUUCAAAACCCGACUGGAACCAACUUGAGUCGAAAGAGGUGUUCACAAUUAAUUGAGCUUGCGAGAAAAUUUGAAGUGCUUGUUCUUUGUGACGACGUUUACAAUUUGCUGGCGCACGAUAAUCCACCCAAACGCCUUUUCGCUUACGACAGACCCCAAGUACAAUCGUUCGGAGGCCACGUCAUUUCCAAUGGCACUUUUUCCAAAAUCCUCGCACCUGGGGUCAGGGUGGGAUGGCUCGAGGCACCACCCAGAUUUGUUGAACGACUGAAGAAAUCGGGAAUUUUGCGGAGCAGUGGAUCAGUGAACCAUUUCAUGUCGGCAGUCAUUACGUCGAUAAUUGAGCUUGGGUUACAAAAGCAACACCUUGAACUGUUAAAAAACACUUUUAAGGACCGAAUAAUUUCUAUGAUGGAAGUUCUGUCGACGAAUCUACCACCCAAUUGCAAAUUUCACAAAUCUGAGGGAGGAUACUACGUUUGGCUUGAAUUGCCAUGUGGAAUCGAUGCGUCUGAUUUUUGCGACUUUAGCUUGAAAAAUUUUGGUGCCACUGCCCAUCCAGGAAAAUAUUUUUCCGCAAACAGAACAAACUGCAUGAGAUUAGCAGUGGCCUAUCACGAGAAGGCAGAACUAACCAAAGCCGCUGAGUUGAUAUGCAAAGCUCUUCACGUGUAUUUGGCCGACCAAAAAAAUCAAUAAAAAUAAUACAUUUUGUUUGCAAAUAAGUCAAA